UUAUCCCAGCCUUUCUAUGCUGGGGUGGAGUGCAGACUGAAUCCUCUUAACCAGGUAAUCUGUGGAUCCAUCUGCUGUUACCGACACUCACCCCACAUCCACUCUACACCAAUAUGUUACCUCUUCAUUAGACUCUGUAACCCAGCACAAGAGAAGACCAUGCUGCUGUCACCUCAGGCAGAGAGGAACUGGGAGGGUCUCUGUGAGGUGCUUGAAGAUGUGUUGGAGGACCAGUCACACAAGCAAUUGUUUGCCUUGGAGAUUGGCUCCGGAACAGGACAACAUGUCAUUAGAUUUGCACAGAAAUUACCCUUUGUUACAUGGCAGCCAUCAGACAUUAAAGAGGAGUGUCGUGACAGCAUAAAGGCAUAUAUAGCUGCUACCCAUGUUAAAACUGUGCUGCAGCCCAUCCUGCUGGAUGCCAGCGAACCUUGGGACAAAUGGACAGGUGUUUCUCCUAAUUCCUGUGAUGUUAUUAUUGCCAUUAAUCUCCUGCAGUACAGCUCCUUCAAAACAGCACAGGGUGUUUUCAGUGGAGCCGGGCAGAUCCUUAAACCAAAUGGCCUUUUCAUAACAUAUGGGGUGUUUGCUGUUAAUGGCAUCAUCACACCCAGCUGCAAUGAAGUUCUGGAUAAAGAACUAAGGAAACUGAACCCAGAAUGGGGUCUUCCAGACCUGGAUGUGCUGAGACAGAAGGCCUAUGGAAAUGGGCUGCGUUUGGAGAGAAUGAUUGAAAUGGAAGACUAUUACAAAUGCCUCAUCUUUAGGAAGCUCUGAAGGUUAUCCCUAUAGUAUAAUCUACAGCAGAUUUUACACAAACCAAUCAAGAAGAACAAAAAAAGUAUUUUUUAACAAACUUUAACAGACUGAAAUGUUUUUUUUUUUUUU
Molecule: messenger RNA, 888 nt
Organism: Cyprinodon tularosa
Lineage: Eukaryota; Metazoa; Chordata; Actinopteri; Cyprinodontiformes; Cyprinodontidae
Product: methyltransferase-like 26 B
Exons: 7
Coding region: 160-777 (205 amino acids)
Source: RefSeq, a predicted model, not a curated record